AUGGACGAAUGCGGAAUUCGUGGUCCCACAAAUAAGUGGUUCAAACAGUUUCUGACCAAUAGAAGGAUACGCACGAGCGUCGCGGGAGUGACCGGGGAAGCAGCGGUCGUGGAGCUCGGGGUGCCGACCGGCUCGGUGUAUGGUCCCGUGGGAUAUGCGAUGCACGUCAAUAGUGUAUCCAAUGUGCACCCAGUGGGUUCUACCGGCUUGUCACCAUUGCGACUGGCGAUUACGAUUGGCGACGCGGAAGAGUUAAGACAGGAUGUUGCCGUUAUUCUAAGGAAAGCCAAACUUCCAAAGAGUAAUACCACUGCGGAGGAGCGAUCAGCCCUUAGGGAUCUAAAGGAAAAUGAGGACAUCCUGGUUCUUAAGGCUGACAAGGGAAACGCCACUGUAGUGAUGGACUCAACGGAUUAUGACAGCAAAAUACGGCACUUACUGGAUGACAGUCUCGUAUACAAGCCUGUUUCGUACAACCCUACGGCUAGGGUCUCUCGUCGCAUUAGGGCUGUCAUCAAAGACAACAGGGAGUUGUUCGAAGAAGACGUGUUCGAUCGGUUGUACAAACCCAAGAUCGUACUGCCACCUAAACUGUACGGAUUGCCAAAAGUACAUAAAAGGAAUGUGCCUUUGCGGCCUAUCGUGAGUCAAAUCUCUUCUCCCACUUACGAUCUUGCAAAGCAUGUUGCGUCGGUGUUGCAGCCGCUUGUGGGUAGUACGUCGUCUUUUGUGAAGGACUCUCGUCACUUUAUAGAUAUUCUCAAGGGAAUAACGCUGGAACCAGAUGAGGUAAUGGUGAGCUUUGACGUUGAGUCGCUCUUCACCAAUGUUCCCGUUAAAGAAUGUCUAGAAGUAGUCAGAAGGAAACUGAGCGAUGAGGGUAUAUCGGAGUCAGUAAUGGUGUUGCUGAGGAACUGCUUGGAAGGAAGCUACUUUUUGUAUUGUGGAAAGCAUUACCUCCAGAUUGAUGGGGUAGCCAUGGGUAGCCCUGUAGCACCGGUUUUGGCAAAUAUCUGGAUGGAGCAUAUCGAAGCCAGUAUAAACUUGCAGCCUUGGGCGGUGAAGUUGUGGAAGCGCUAUGUGGAUGAUGUUUUCUGUAUUAUGAAGGGUUCCCACCCUUCAUAA
This is a messenger RNA of Cydia splendana, 1125 nucleotides long. RefSeq lists its product as uncharacterized. Bases 1 to 1125 code for a protein of 374 amino acids. NCBI's taxonomy places the organism in Eukaryota, Metazoa, Arthropoda, Insecta, Lepidoptera, Tortricidae. The record is from RefSeq and is a predicted model, not a curated record. The transcript has 2 exons.